Molecule: messenger RNA, 3590 nt
Organism: Notothenia coriiceps (black rockcod)
Lineage: Eukaryota; Metazoa; Chordata; Actinopteri; Perciformes; Nototheniidae
Gene: parp9
Product: poly(ADP-ribose) polymerase family member 9
Exons: 8
Coding region: 202-2511 (769 amino acids)
Biological process (GO): positive regulation of type II interferon-mediated signaling pathway; protein poly-ADP-ribosylation; negative regulation of gene expression
Cellular component (GO): cytoplasm; nucleus
Molecular function (GO): NAD+ poly-ADP-ribosyltransferase activity; transcription corepressor activity; ubiquitin-like protein ligase binding
Source: RefSeq, a predicted model, not a curated record
GAAUGUAGCCUUGGAGUGUUGACGCAUAAUAGCUGCAGCUAACGAAAGGAUAGACGGUGUUCAUGUAAAAAAAACGUCACAUUAAACUAGCAAAACACUUGGCUAACAUCCCGAGACGCAGUUAGGAAAGAUCCCCACCCUGUCUCACUCUUUCACUUUCUGCUUUUCGUCGCUACUUUCCAGUGUGUUGGUUUAGAAACCAUGAAGAAAGUAAAUAUUCCUCUUCACGGGCCUUCCCUCAACAUUGUGAGACGGUGUGGACCUGCUCUGACAGGCGUCCUCCAGAGUAAAUUUGGAUGUGAGGCCACCAUCGAAGGAGUGGAUUUUGAAAGCGAUGUGAGCUUUGGACAGCUGAGGCGACCACCUGUGGACCCGGUGAAAAAGUAUUCUUUUCUGCUGCGUGGAGGUGUUGAGUUGUCUGUGUGGAAGGCUGAUCUCACCAAUUUCAAGGUGGAUGCUGUGGUGAAUGCUGCGAAUGAGUUUCUUAAGCAUGGCGGCGGCCUUGCUUAUGCUCUGUCCAUUGCCGGUGGUUCUCGAAUCCAAAAAGAGAGUGACGAUUACAUCAACAAAUAUGGCCACUUGGGAACGGGAGAAGCAAUUGCCUUGGAUGCUGGUCGUCUACCAUGCAAGAAGAUAAUUCAUGCUGUGGGCCCUUGCCUAAUAAAAAGUCCCUCUAGGGCUGAUGUUAGUGGGGCUAAAUGGAAGUUGGAGAUGGCCAUAAAGAAUAUCCUCCACCAAGUUGAGAUACACCGUCUGCAGUCUGUUGCCAUUCCAGCUAUAAGCUCCGGACUGUUCAACUUCCCCCUGCCAGAAUGUGCAGAAACCAUCGUGGCAGCUGUGAAAAGCUACUAUGAAAGCUCUCAAUCUCAUCUUCCUCAAGAGAUCCGCCUUGCGAACCACGAUGAUAUCACUGUCAGUGAAAUGGAGAGGGCCUGCCUUCAAUUGUUAGGCCCCAGCUCCAGCUCAAGCUCCAGCAAAGGUGCGACCAGAUCUCAAACACCAGACGUCCAGAUUGGAAAGGUCCAUCUGACACUGAAAAAGGGUAAAAUUGAGGAACAGCUGACGGACGUCAUCGUAAACACUACAUCACCAGAACGUGACUUGAAGAGUGGGGAAAUCUCCAGAGCUUUAUUAGAGAGAGCUGGUUAUGACAUGCAAAAAGAAAUAUAUAAUGUCUCUUCUACUGGUCGUUUACUCAUCACAAACUCCCACAAACUGAAAUGUAAAAAGGUGUUUCAUACCGUUUGUCUUGGGAAGUGGACAUCCCAACAGAACGCAACACCAAAGCAGGUUCUUUUCGAUUCAGUAACUGACUGCUUACAGAACGCAGCGAAAGAAAGAUACAAGUCAAUCGCCUUUCCUGCCAUCGGCACCGGAAACCUCGGCUUUGAUAAAAAAGAAGUUGCUGCGAUCAUGACAAAAGCAGUGGUCAACUUCGCCUACAACAGCCAAACGGAUAUUGAUGUUAUGUUCAUCAUAUAUCCGACUGACGAUCAGACAUAUAAGGCUUUUGAGGAUCAAAUGGUAACUCUCCAGCAAAGACCACCUCGUCCACAGGAAACCGGUGCAAUGAUGUCUUCUCCACCGGAAUAUGGGCACAGAAAUGACUCCCACAGCAGCAGAGCACCCACCCCACAGAUCACUCUGGGUGGCCCCUCUGAAGAGCCAAUGCGCGAGGCUGAACGAUGGCUCAGCGGCCUUUUCUACAAGUCCUAUAGCCUUGUCAAUAUCAGCAACAACUUCAUCCAGCACUUCGGCGAGCGAGAACAUCUGCAGCUAUCCCGUCUAAUGGGAAAAGGCGUUGUUAUUGAGGAGUUUUUUGAGGGAGGUCAUGCUCGCAUAAGCGUAAUGGGGAAAUCAAGUGAGGAUGCCGUAGUGGCCGGGUUUCAGGUGGAGGCCAUGCUCUGCAACGUCCAGGAGGAGUUUGUAAGGGAUGAAGAGGAUGCCAUGUGCGAGGCUUUGGGCGAAAAGAGAGUGGACUUUGAAAGAAAGAAAGUUGAUUACUCGAGCAACGAAUUCUCAAACAGAUUAUCUGCCUUCAAAAAGGAAGGACUGUCGAUUGUGAAGGUGGACAAAGUGGUAAACCCUUCAUUGAAGAACAUUUCUGACCAGAAGGCAACACAGCUAGGCUGCUCAACUCAAAAAAUGUUCCAACUCAUCCCUGCACAAUUCUGUGAGAUGGUUUGCAAAAUUGGAUUCCAUGCAGAGUACGCACCACCUGGCGAGGCAGCAUACGGAGAAGGAAUCUACUUUGCGGGCACGGUGAAGAAGGCCAUGGAGGUCUGGAAGGAGCAGAAGGAGCAUCCAAAGGAGGAGUAUCUGUACUUCGUGGAAGCCGAGGUGCUGACAGGAAAAUCGACCCGUGGGAUACCUGGCCUCAUCCUGCCUCCUCCUGUGAGGGAAGAUCCUCUUCUUCUGCAUGACAGCGUGAGCGGAGAAUCUGAUGUCUCCGUCAUCUUUAGUGGUUAUCAAGCCCUGCCCACGUACAUCAUCACCUGUAAGAGGUACUGAGGGAGUUUCUGUAGUCUAUCUGCCAGCUCAAAGAGUCCUGUUGUGAAACUGGAAAUGUUUAGUUCCCCAAAGUCAGAAAUGUAAAGCACGGGUCCUCCGCACAUAGAAACUGCCGGAUGCUAACUUCAAUAUGUUGGGCAAUUUGCACAAAUAGCAUAUGCAGACAAUAGCUGAAAAAUGGCUUGGUUGAUUUAGACAAUUUUGGUGUGAUUUAGAGGUUAUUGAGAAUGUUGAAACUAUUUCUAAGAUUUAAAAUUGCUGUUUUGAAUCCCCUAAAACUUUUAAAUAUACCCAAAAUGUAUCGAAUAUGGCCACUUCUUAGUUAAAACUGCCAUUUUUUUAAUCCUGAAAAUGUCAAAAAUCUAUUCAACAUCCUCAAUAACCCCCUAAACAACUCAAAAAUUGUCAUAAUCGUCUGAGCCAUUUUUUUGCUAUUGGUUGCAUAUGCUUAUUAAUGCAAAGCACCCAUACUAUACAUUUCUACCAAUUAAACUUUGAGGUACUCAACAUUUCCAGGUUCACAAUGCUGGCAAGUACACUACCACUGUGUCAAAUGGAACAAAUAAUAAAAUGCUUCCAGUUUGGACGUUCCUUUUUCUAAAGCAAGCCUAAGUGCAUUCUUGAUGAAUGAAUUUCCUGUUAGAGGGAAAUGGCUGUUUGCAUUACUUAUCAGCUAAAUCCUUAGUAUCAAGUUUAUUUUUUCAUUAGGCUUGUCUGUCACUGGGUGAUUAAGAUAUAUUUAGCAGCACUAUCACUUGUAUAUCAGAGAUUGUCUUUUUGAAAUUGCACUUAUAGCGAAAGUAUAUUUCUUUUUGAUCAGUCAUUUGUUUAGUAGCGCCACAUGAAGCUCUAUAUGCAAACACAUUGACAGUGAUUGACAUACACAUUUAUUCUGGAAGGAAAGGGAAUAAUAAUGUAACACUGAAUAUAACAGGUGAAAAGCUUUGUUCUACAAAUUCAUGGUUGUAAAUGUUAAUUAAACAAUAACAUGGGAAUUGUUGCUGGUGUGUUGGAGCACAUGGGGUAGCUGGUAAAGAGUUCCUGUUUGUGAUUCAAAUAUUAAAAAAUGUUUUCAUUUA